This is a messenger RNA of Emys orbicularis (European pond turtle), 1335 nucleotides long. RefSeq names its product PIN2 (TERF1) interacting telomerase inhibitor 1 (gene PINX1). Gene Ontology annotation, molecular function: nucleic acid binding; telomerase inhibitor activity. Bases 72 to 1151 code for a protein of 359 amino acids. The transcript is spliced from 7 exons. Gene Ontology annotation, cellular component: nucleolus. The record is from RefSeq and is a predicted model, not a curated record. Lineage: Eukaryota; Metazoa; Chordata; Testudines; Emydidae.
UCUCCCAAGAUGGCGGCGCUGGCAGGUUACCCUGGGGGCUCUGCGCGCCGCUAGCUUAGAAGGCCCCAAAGAUGGCGAUGCUGGCAGAGCCCCGUAAAAAGCAGAAGUGGUCUGUGGAUCCUAGAAACAGCGCAUGGAGUAAAGAUGAAUCCAAAUUUGGCCAGAAGAUGUUGGAAAAAAUGGGAUGGUCCAAAGGAAAGGGUCUUGGGGUUCAGGAACAAGGGAGCACAGAGCACAUCAAGGUUCAAGUGAAGAACAACACACUUGGUUUAGGAGCAGCCAUAAAUUAUGAGGACAACUGGAUUGCUCAUCAAGAUGACUUCAACCAACUUCUGGCUGAACUGAAUAAUUGCCACGGGCAAGGUGAAUCAGAGCCCUCUUGCGAACAGAAGAAGACAUUCAGUCUUGAAGAGAAAUCCAGAUCCUCCAGGAAACGUGUUCAUUAUAUGAAGUUUGCAAAAGGAAAGGAUCUCUCUUCCCGCAGCGAAGAUGACCUGUCCUGCAUUUUUGGGAAACGACAGAGUACAAAAACUGAGGAGGACAACACCUGUGCGGAUUCUCCGGAAGAGGACAGAAAAGAAGACCAGGGGAUGCCCAACCCAGUGGACCAUAGUAAUACAGUGACCAGCACCAUGACGGUGCAAGAGUAUUUUGCCAAGCGCAUGGCAAAACUGAAGAAAUUCCAGAAAGAACCAGAGAGUGAGUUAGCUGAUCCUGGCACAACCGCAGCUGAAGACUUAGAGUCUUCACAAGGACUGAAAACCAAAUCCAAAAAGAAAAAGAAAAGCCGGAAAAAUGCUGAGGCAGAGAACGUGGACGGUUAUGAAGAACCAAAGGUGAAACGCUCCAGAACAGAUGGCUUGUGGGAAGAAGAACUGGAGAUAGCAAACACUGAAUACCAACCAGGGAAAAAGAAAAAGAAAGCUAAAGGUCAACGCAAAGGUGAAGAUGUCAGUUGUGAUGGAAAUUCUUGUGUUUUCCCAGGGAGCGGAGAAAUUUACCCUGGAACAUCUGACAGGGAAAAUCUUGGUGAAGACGACUCCGAGAGAAAGCAAAAGAAACCAUAUAAGAAAAAACACAAAAAGCAGAAAAAAGAAGCAGCUGAGUAUGUCGACGGAAUGCAGAGAAAAAAGAAGAAACGUUCAAGUUAACUUAGCAGUGUCUUGGACUUUGGAAUGAGUUAGACGUUGACAUGUUGAAUAUGAAGCCUGUAAAUGCUAGCCAGACAUCAAAAUGUAGUUCAUCCCAUGUGUAGCACUCUGUCUCUAUCAGUACUGAAACCUCAGACUCUUUAAACACAGCUCUUGUUGGCAGGGCGGGAAUACAUUGUCUCGU